Messenger RNA from Penicillium nucicola, 2124 nucleotides. RefSeq lists its product as uncharacterized. Bases 1 to 2124 code for a protein of 707 amino acids. NCBI's taxonomy places the organism in Eukaryota, Fungi, Ascomycota, Eurotiomycetes, Eurotiales, Aspergillaceae. The transcript has 3 exons. The record is from RefSeq and is a predicted model, not a curated record.
AUGUUGGACUGGAUGAAGGGGAAUGAGCAAGGGGAGGACUCCAAGCUGUUUGAACCCCCCGAGACUCCAGCUCCUGUCUUUGCAAUUCGCGCCUUCAAGAGUGCCCUUUUUGGGACACCUGGAGCUGAUGAGGAAGAUGGAAAACACGUGUCGAAACCAACGAUAUCCCCCCAUCAACGAAGCAAGACGGGGGAAGACGCGAUGCUCAACCCCACGGGUUCUCCUACAAAAAGCAUUUUAGUCACUCCCGGGACGAUAGUUAAUCGACGCAAGACCGUAUCGUUUGGGGAGAGUGUUGUUGACAAUGAGGGAAAGCGCCCUGGCUCGGCCAGCAAGCCAGCCAGAACUCCACCAAACCCGACUGGUAACCUGAGCAUACAGUGGAUGUCCGGUUCCUCGGAUGGUAGCGGCAAACCACGGAGCAGACUUACCCAAACCCUGAUGGAUGCACGCGACAACGCGUCCAAGAACGUGGAUUCUGUCCAGUCCGAAGAGACUGGAGGCGAAGUCAAACCUGUCAGCUCUCGAACAAAAGAAAUACCAGAUGAAGACGUGACUAUCAACCUUGAGGACCCGCACUCUGAGUCGGGCAAGUAUUGGAAAACAGAAUUCGACAACUACCGCUUGAGGACCAACAAAGAGAUCAAGAAGUUGAUUCAUUACCGGUCUAUUGCCAAGUCAUAUGCUCGCAAGAAGGACUUCGAGGCCAUGCGGCUGGCCGACAAGCUCAAGGAGGAGGAAGAGAAGGUUGCAGAGAUGGAGAGGCAUGUUUCAAGACUUGCCUCUACCAUGGUUGGGGAAGGAUCCAAGGUGGACAAGGAGCAACUAAUUCAGGAUCUGACCAAGCAGACUGCUCUUGCACUACAAUACAAGCAACAAGUCACGGCUUUGCGCAGUACCUUGGAAAAGCACGACGUAGUAAGUGACGCGGCGUACAUCACAGAAAACCAGAAGGAAGAGUCAUCUUCUAAACCCCCGUCGGAUGAGCUUCGCGUUGUGCGGCAAGAGCUAAAGGAAGCCAACACCAAGAUUGAAGAAAUGCAACGCCAUCAAUCGGAGCUAAGCACGCUCCAAACUCUCGCACAAAGCUCGGAAAAGAAAGCACAGACACUCGAGCAAGAGAACAACACACUCAAACAGACUUUGGCUCGCGUCAAGCAGGAAAUGUCGCGAUACGAGGGUCGACGCAAGGACAAAGAAACAAAGCUGAAGCAGAGAGAGUCAAGACUGGAAUUACGGGUCCAGGAAUACAGGGACAGGCUGAAGACUGCCACUCAGCAGCAUCGUGAAUCAGAGGAAAACUUAAGGAAUACCUCGGAUGCAGAGCGUCGCAGGAUGGAAAAACAAAUUGAGCUUCUGAAAUUAAGACUUGGCACAACAACAACCGAACCUUUCCCAGUUCUGUCUGUCACUGAGCGUCAAACUUUCAGCCCUCGCAAAGACCCUACGGGUGUGCAAGUGUUCGACUUUGCCGGUCAGAGAAUCGAACACGAUGAGCCAGAGGGGCCAGAAGAGCCAGAAGAGCCGGAAGAAGAGCCCACAGACGACAUAGAGCCACCCCCAAGCCCAAGCCCACGAUCCAAAGUCCGUGAAUCGCGGCCUGGUCUACGCAGUGCCACUGUGGGCACAUUUAGCUCAAGGCGCCAUCUCCGAAAACUGGCUGCAGAUGACGACGAGGUAACACACUAUUUGAACGAGAUCCUGCCAAAGCCACGCCACGAAUCUCGCCGCGCUGAACUCGACGCCGUUCCGCCGUCCUCGCCUCCUGACCUUUCAGCCUUCAAAUCUCUUAACCGCACCUAUUCCAAGCGACGACUAGGCGAAAACCGUCCGACCCGAGCUCUCAAUCUUCCCGUUGCGGAAGAUACUGGGCUCAGCGCCAGGCCCGCGCCACGAGAGCGCACACAUAUUAAAUCGACCCUCGACUCCAUUUCUGGUCUUCCGUCUCGCAGUCGGUAUACAAACUACACAAUCUCAGCUGGUGACCGAGUUGGCAAGCGGUAUGGCUUAAGUGACACUCAACGAGGAGGCCUCUCCCCCGAACGAAUUGCCGAUGCCCAAGCCCGGCUGAGACUGAAACAACUCAAUAAUAAAUCCAGAGCACUCGGCAAGGAGAACGUGUGA